Messenger RNA from Fusarium coffeatum, 1437 nucleotides. RefSeq lists its product as uncharacterized. Bases 1 to 1437 code for a protein of 478 amino acids. Gene Ontology annotation, cellular component: nucleus. Lineage: Eukaryota; Fungi; Ascomycota; Sordariomycetes; Hypocreales; Nectriaceae. The transcript is spliced from 4 exons. The record is from RefSeq and is a predicted model, not a curated record. Gene Ontology annotation, molecular function: zinc ion binding.
AUGUCGACCAACGCAACCAAGAGAAAAUUCAAUACUUUACUGCAGGGACUUGGGUCGUCGACUUCGAAAACCGGCGAUGACACGAUAGCGCAUGAAACUGGCUCGACUACUUCUCCCGGCUCAACAGUUCGCGCCGCCGAUCUCGAGCUACUCCAGAAGCGACGACGACUUGGUUUCCCAGAUUCUACGGCACCCAAGCUAGGCAAGAGGGCGAAUCUAUCCGCUACCAUAUCUGCUAUCGUAUCUCGACGGACCCAAGGCCAGGACUCAUCCAAAACCUCCAAUGCCCCUCCCGUGCGAUAUGCGCCAUCCGAUCGAGGGGACCUUCUCAAACGGCUUGGUACUUUCCAAGAAAUAACGAGCUGGACUCCAAAGCCGGACAGAUUGAACGAGGUGGAAUGGGCGAAGCGCGGAUGGGUAUGCCAUGGCAAGGAAACCGUCCGUUGUCUACUUUGUCACCGUGAGCUGGUAGUCAAGCUUAAUCGCAAGGACGCGGAUGGUAAAGAGACCUCGGUAUAUGCGUCGUCCGAAAUCGAGGAGGCACUGGUCGAUAAGUAUGCGGACCUUAUUGUAACUUCACAUCAGGAUGAAUGUCUCUGGCGCAAACGAGGCUGCGACAAUUCUAUUCUGCGUCUGUCUUUGACCAAUGCUCAGACGGCUCUGGCCGCUUUACGCGAACGGUACGAUGAGCUGUUAACAAGAAAGGCAUUCUUACCAUACGAAUUCAAUCUUCGAUUGCCCGAUGAGCUGGGCCUGGACAAUGUUCUUUUACAACUUCCUAGCGAUUUCUUCACCAAACCAGCCCCCAUGAAAGAGGCCGAUGCUCAACCACACCGCGUCGCCUUGGCACUUGCUCUGAUGGGAUGGCAAGGGCUGCACAACCCCCGGAUUGGCGCAGUACCAAACUCAGCCUCUUGUCAUACAUGUCUCAGACGCCUGGGACUUUGGAUGUUCAAAAGCAAGGAAGUGGCCGAUGAUGGAGAGAUCAUAGUGCCUGCCCCCAUGGACUUCUUGGAUCCAGCCAGAGAACAUCGUUUCUUCUGCCCAUGGUCUAAUCCAGAAACCCAAAGGCAAGGACAUUCUCAAAGUCGACCUGGACAGGAUUUGCCAGGUUGGAGGAUAUUGGUGCAGACACUCGCCAACGAAGCCCAUCUUCGAAGCGUCUAUGAAGGACGCUCGCCUGUUCGACCGCGCACUCAACGUUCAGUGGGUGCACCCGCCACGCCCCAGAGACCUGGUACUGCUGCAUCCAUCAACACACCGAUCAGGACACCAGGUUCCGUUGCCGACUCCGGCUUGGAUACACCGGGCGCCGAAGACAACGACAAAGACAGGGAUGCAAAGGACAAGGAGCGAUGGGCAAGAUUGAAAAGGGUAAAGAGUUUAUUCGACAGUACGGCACACUCGACGAAAUCCAGUGGUGAAGCCAAGGAAUAA